Messenger RNA from Gossypium raimondii (Peruvian cotton), 1269 nucleotides. Its product is annotated as protein GL2-INTERACTING REPRESSOR 1-like. The transcript is spliced from 2 exons. Lineage: Eukaryota; Viridiplantae; Streptophyta; Magnoliopsida; Malvales; Malvaceae. The record is from RefSeq and is a predicted model, not a curated record. The coding region runs from base 654 to 1004 and encodes 116 amino acids.
GGGUUGCCAUUAAAUUUCUUGGUGUUUGAUAUUAAAUUCUUAGGUGGCCUUUGUGUUGGUUUCUUAAAAAUUCUGAGGUAUUAGCCAUAAAGGCUAUCGAGGGUUUCUUUCUCUCUGUUGUAUUUUGCACUGAUCUCUCUCUCAAAAAGAAAAAAUUCAAAGCUUUUCACUCAAAGAACACCGACUCCCCUCUCAUUGCUACUAAUAUAAAAGCAAAAGGCAAUGAAUGAAAGGACUUCACCUUCUCUGCAGAUUUGUUAAAUUGCAAUAAAAAUUACUGCCAUUUUUUCCUCCUCCUGCAUACUUCUUGGGAUUUUUUCCUGCCAUUAAUACAUUUCCUGGCCUCAAUUUACACUCUUCUUCUACCAAUCCUUCAAUUCUAUUUCCUUCUCUCUUUCCACUCUCCCCCCUACCAUGAUUUAAUUAAGCUUUAAUUAAAAACCCAUCUUCUCUCCCUUCAUUUCUCCCUUUAUAUAUUUUGCUCUUUCUGCUUCAAUCCCCUCACCACUUUCCCUUCUUUCCAACCCAACUUGGUUUGGUUCCUCAUUAUCCGCGUUAGUUUUAAGGGUUUCAGCGUAGCCUAGCCUAGCCUAGCCUAGCCUAGUCCAAGGUUACGUGACCUUUAAGGUUAAUUAUACGUAGAGGGUAGAAAGAUGAGUCGCAGGAAUGCUCCGAAGCUUGAGUUGAAGCUGAACCUAUCGCCACCAAGGGCAAGGGUUAAUCCAGGAGUGGAAUCACCAAGCCGAUCAGCUACCAUAUCACCGACAUCUCCUCCAAGCUCAUGCGUGUCGUCAGAGAUGAACCAGGACGUUGAUGCUGCUAACGUCAGAUACUCAAGCAGCCCUGAGGCGACAUCCAUGGUUCUGGUAGGGUGCCCCAGGUGCUUGAUGUACGUUAUGCUUUCAGAGGAUGAUCCUAAAUGCCCCAAAUGUAAGAGCGCCGUUUUGCUUGAUUUCCUCCAUGAUACUGCCACCACAACCACCAUCAAGACAAGGAAGGGCUAAGUAGGAACUAGGAAUCACCCCCUCCCCUCCUCCUCUCCUCGGCCUUUUGCUAAUUUUAAUGUUGACUAGUAGAACUGGUCGCUUUUUUUAUUUUGGGGGGGUGGCCUAAUCAUAGAACAUAGAUAUGGGCGUUUAUGGGUGGUGGAUGUCGUCGUCGUAGUUUAGGUGUGGGUUUUAGGUUUCUCCCUUCUUUAGCAGAAGACUAUGUAAACUGGUUUAACUGCAGCUGCCCAAAUUUUCUUAUGAAAAAAGUAAAUAUAUUUUA